AGCGAAUCCCGGGAGGCGCUCACACGGCCGGGGAGCCCGAGUGCCGGGCGCGGGCAGGAGGCUCCGCGCCCGCCGCCCCCCAAAAAUCGGGCAGGAGGAGGAGGAAGAGGAGGAGGAGAAGGAGGAGGAGGAGGUGAAGGCGGCGGCACCGCUGCUCUCAGGGAGAGAACAAGAGCUUGUGAGGCACUGCAGAAAUGGCUCUUGUGGAGGAUGUGUUCCUGCCCACCAACCUCACCUCCAGCAACCAUAGCAGCUGCAACGUGCACAACCACCACUUGUCAACCAAAGUCACCUUCUCCCUUUUCUACAUCAUCCUGCUGGUGUUCGGUGCCUGUGGGAAUGUCCUGGCCCUCUGUAUCACCUUCCAGCACAGGAAGAAGAAACUCAACUCUACCGACCUCUACCUGGUCAACCUGGCCCUCUCCGAUGCCCUCUUCACCCUGGCACUGCCAGGCAGGAUUGCCUACUACAUCCUGGAGUCUGACUGGCCUUUUGGGGACUGGUUCUGCCGGAUCACAGCUUUCAUUUUCUACAUGAACACCUAUGUGAGCAUCUACUUCAUGACCUGUGUGAGCGUGGACCGCUACGUUGCUGUGGUACGCACCAGGCACCCCAGCAGGAUUCGGAAGAUGAGCCGUGCCAGGGGCAUCUGUGUCCUCAUCUGGUCCUUGGUGUUCCUGCAGACGGCUCCACUUCUCCUGCGGCCCAUGACGCGAAGGAUGGGAGACAAGCUGACAUGCAUGGAGUACUUCAACUUUGAGGAGAUUCCCAAUCUGCCCUACCUGCUCCUGGUGGCCUGCAUGCUUGGCUUCUUCCUGCCUGUGGGCAUCAUCUUGGUCUGCUACGUGAGGAUCAACCUCAAGCUCUGCCAGACAGCCAAGGAGAACUCGCUGACAGUGAAGAACAGGCACCACCACCGGGCCUUCACCGUCAUCCUGGUGGUGCUGCUGGCUGUCCUGCUCUGCUUCAGUCCCUACCACCUCAACAUUGUCCAGUUCAUGGUCAGGAAGAUCCUCUAUCAGCCAUCCUGCCGUGAGCAGCAAGCCUUCAAGAUGUCCCUACAAGUCACUGUGGCAUUCAUGAACUUCAACUGCUGCAUCGACCCCAUCAUCUACUUCUUCGCCUUCCGGGGCUACAAGCGGAGGCUGCUCCGCAUCUUCAGGAACAGCGGUUCACUGGCCACCUCCUCCACUGCCAAGACCCCCUCGGACAGCAACAGCAACAGCCAGCCGCCCGGCUCCGUCUCUGUCUAGCAGCACAGCCCCUCCCUUUUGCCCCGGCCUGCGACUUAUGGACCAUCCCUGAUGGCAGGAGGCAGAGUCGAGCUGCAGGACCAGCACCUUCAACAAGCUCCAUCAUUCCCCUGCCUGGAACCAGGGGUUCUCAUGAAGCCAACCUCGCAGGGACACAGCCCUGCCUGGCUCUGCCUGCCUGGCUCUGUGCUCAGCGCUGCUGGACCUGCCAGCCUGGAGCACAGAGCGGCACCUUUUCAUCUGAACCCCGGAGGAGGCAGCUUGUGCAGCUGCUCUGGCUGGCAAACCCAGCUGGAGGUUUCUCAGCACUGCACUGCACCCCUGUCCCAUGCCUGUCCACAUCCCCUAUGGGGCUCAGGUGUGCUGGUAACCACCAUGGAUGUUCCUCUGCCUCAUUCCCCUGCACUGCCCCUGGAGCACUACAGCAGCAUCCCUGCAGGGCUCAGGGCACACAGCAUGGAGCAGACAGACUCAGGGCAUUUCAGGAGAAGGCUGGAAUGUUAUCUUCAUGCAGAAGAUGGCCUACAGCCCCUUCUCCACACUGACAAACAUCAGCUCCACUCUCUCCCCACCCAGCAUCCCACUCCUGCACCUGGGCUCUGCUUGGGGCAAGCAGUAAAUGUGGGGCAUGUGGGAGAUGCUGGAAAAGCCCUCCCCCAAGGAAGAGGGGCGAGGAUGUGAAUUUGUAGAGCUCCUGGAUGUGCUGCUGCCUACAUUCACCACUUGCAUGACUGCUUCUUCCCCAGGGUGCCCUUCCUCACAGCUGAUGGCACUGCAGUCACCCUGGGACCCUCUGCUAGGAAGGGCACGGUGGGGAUGGCCUGGAGCCCAGCCUAGCUCUAAGGCUGCAAACUUGCCCUGGAUGCACAGGGUGGGGGGGAAACCUUCCCGUUAGUCCUUAAUUUGAAGGGAGUAGAGAAAUAGGCACAAGAACAGAGGGUGGCCUUAUGUGACCUUGAUCGACUUUGAAGCUGGUGCCCUGAGGAGUCGGAGAGCCUUGCUAAGGAAGUUGUGACUAUUGCCAGAGCAAGAGGAGGAGCCCUGGGACAUCAGGUUCCCGUUGAGGUUUGUGCCUCUCAGACAAGGAGAAAGUUAGCAGGAGCCUUCUCAGCUCUUUUCUGAAGUUGCUAGACUAUGAUAAAAAACCCACGCAUAGGAUUUCACAGUUCCUGGCAUGUCUGGCCUUUUGUUUGAAGUUGGAAGGGACAGACACACACAGAGACAUGAAAAGGAAAAAAAAAAAAGCUGCUUAAUUUGCUGGAAAGUAUACCUGAAAAAGUUUCGUGAAUAGACGCUUUCGAUGAAUACAAAUCAUUCUUUAAGGUAAUAACCUUUUUUAUGCCUAGAAAGUUAGUAACAGUCACAUGCAGCCCUUUAUUGUUUUAAAUGCACAUGAAUGAGCUUUUGGACGGUGAUGGUUUUAUGUAUGGUAUGGGUCACUGUACCAUCCUGAAGGCUGACUAAGAGGGAUGCCUAAAAUAACUCAGGUGGGAAACAGACUCUAGUAGGUCCUUUCUGGAGGCUAUCUGAGCCCUCCCCAAAGCAGGUCUAACCUCAGUGCUGACCUGCAGAGAGCCUUUGUCCUGAAAAGCUUAUUACAAUGGACAAGAAAGAGCUGGGAUGCAAUAAUAUAAGGGUAUCGGUGGUCUGCACACCCUUGAAAGAGUCUGGCUAGGCUGGUAAUUGCCGUACAGUUACAUUGUCCUUUUAACGUCUCUGGGAUGUGAUGGCUGGAAGGGAAUCUCUGCAUCACCUCAUCCAACAGCCUACCCAAAGCAGGACUGUGGUUGGCACCAUGUCAGGCUGGACAUGGCUUCAUCCAGACAAGGCUUGGAAACUCCAGGAAAGGAGGGUCCCCUUGCUGAGGUGACAGUUCCCACGCUGCAUUGCCCUCUGGAUAAAAACAUUUUUCCCACUGUCUGUGAACCUCCCCAUCCACAGCUGGUGGCUGUUGCCCCUAACAUCACCUACUCAUGCUAUGAAGAUCUUGGCUCUGUUACCUUUGUAACUCAAAUUCCACGGGACUGUAUUGGGGGUUGAGAAGUGGUUCGUAGCUAUUGGUCUCCAUGUGAACACCAGAGCAGGGGUCUGCAGCAGUGGCCAACCCUUCUUCUCAAGACCAAGGCAUUGAGAUGUUUUGCCAGGCCGCAGCCCACAGCUGAGAAAAAGCCAAUCUAUGACCAAGCCUUCUCAGGAAAAGCUGGAGUAUGAACAUAACCUCGUUUGCUCCUCAUUGGACUGUUUUUCUCAGAAGUACUUUAUUAAGAAAGGUACCUCUACCUCUUGCCACCAAUAGGAGACUUUGGAAUAGACCUGUUGGAGCAAGUCCAGAAGAGCUGAAGAGUUGAGUGUAGUGCUGCAAAAUGCAGGAGGGGUCCGGCCUUCCUCCUCUAGAUGGACGCCAGCCUGGGCUCCUUUAGUUUUGAAAAUAGCAAUCCAGGGACAGCAGGUUAUUAGCUGGAGCUGAGGGAACAUCCAUGGGAUGGAAAAGGAAGGGACUUGUGCAGAAUGGGUCAAGAGGAGUCUGGGCAAAGGAGAACUCUGAAGAACUCUGUAUUGCCCAGACUAGCUUGCCCACCUGUGGGUGCUCCCUGGCUGCUUGAAAAUGGAGCAUUUCACUAAAAUUGAAGAGAAACCAUACAGAGCAUUUUGUCUAGAGGCACAAUAACAUUUUCCUACACUUCACUGUUCACCCACUCGGUCCAAGCUCCUCACAUGAUGCUUGCUGUACCCCGCUGUCCCAGCAGCUACCGCCCCCUGCCACACUUUGACCCACCAGCGGUCACUUGGAAUCACAGAAACACAGAAUCACAGGACCACUUAGGUUGGAAAAGACCUCUGAGAUCAUCAAGACCAACCAUCAACCCAGCGCUGCCAAGGCCAUCGCUAAAUCAUGUCCCCAAGUGCAGCAUCUGUGUGUCUUUUAAAUACCUCUCCACCGGCUCCCUUCGGUCGCUGCUCCUGCCUUUCCCCCGGCUCCCCCGGGGUGCAGACCCCCGAAGCCCCCGGCUGGGGGUACCCGUGGCGGGGGGAGCCCGCAGGGCGCAGUGCCCGCCCCGACGGUGCCUUCGGGCGAGAGGGACAGCGCCGCUUCCCGCCGAAAGAGGGAGCCGGAGCCUUUACUCGGUGUUAAAAAAGACGCCCACGAAUCUAAGAAGACGAUGACAUCCGCGGCUGGUGCUUCCCCCACGCGUCUGCUGCUGCCACGUAGGAAUGUGGCGCCUUUCGUAAGCCGGGUGGUUGUGGCGUGUGUGGGAAGCGCACGACAGCACACUGGGAUCGAAGGCAUUCCGUGCAGAGAGUCAUAACUGCACAGUACGCAGGUAAUUCUUGCUUUUCUGCAGCCCAUUGCUGCUGUACUGUCUUCUAAGAAGAGAAAACUGCACUUUUAUCUAAGGGCAGAGAGUACCCUUUGUGGACACACAACCAUAGGUAAUACAUGCACAGAUAUAGGAUAUAGUAUACUGGCUGCAUCAAAAGCAGCAUGACCAGCAGGUCAAGGGAGAUGAUUUUGUCCCUAUAUUCAACUUUGGUGAGAUCCCACCUAGAAUACUGCAUCUGGGGUCCCCAGCACAGGAACAACAUAGACCUGUUGGAGAAAGUCCAGAAGAGGGCCACCAAGAUAAUUCAGGUUCUGGAGCACCUCUCCUUUGAAGACAGGAUGAGAGACUUGGCGUUGUUCAGCCUGGAGAAGGAUCCAGGGAAGCCUUGGAGCACUGAAAAGCUAAAGCUUUAGUACCUAAAGCUGGAGAGGGAUUUUUGCCAAGGUCCUGUUUUGACAAGAGCCUGUAGCGACAGGAUAAGAGAGAAUGGCUUUAAACUGAAAGAGGGCAGAUUUAGAUGAGGUAUUAGGACAAAGUUCUUUACUUUGAGGGUGGUGAGACACUGGAACAGGUGGUUCAGAGAAGCUGUGGAUGACCCAUCCCUGGAAGUGUUCAAGG
Messenger RNA from Corvus hawaiiensis (hawaiian crow), 5194 nucleotides. Its product is annotated as G-protein coupled receptor 183-like. Lineage: Eukaryota; Metazoa; Chordata; Aves; Passeriformes; Corvidae. The record is from RefSeq and is a predicted model, not a curated record. The transcript has 2 exons. Gene Ontology annotation, cellular component: membrane. Gene Ontology annotation, molecular function: oxysterol binding; G protein-coupled receptor activity. Bases 195 to 1253 code for a protein of 352 amino acids. Gene Ontology annotation, biological process: G protein-coupled receptor signaling pathway.